CACUUCCUACAGAAAAACCAAACAGGAAAGAAUUUGCAGCUUUGAAAGGGAGGGAGGAACAGAAACAGGGAAGCGAACUCCUCUGGUUUAUCAGAUAAACAAUCUUCACUCUUUUAACACACCAAGCAGAGGCGAUGGGCUCCGUCUCGUAUCUCCUGCGAGGGGCCAAAUGGGGCAGCAUGCUGUCCAAGUGCCUCCCUGUCUUCCUGUGCUGUGUGUACCUGCUGUACCGCACCUCCCACCAGCGGGGGCGCUACCACAAAUUCAUCCUGGCUGGACUGCUGCUCUCCAGUCUAGGAGACGCCUGCCUGAUUUACUCUCAUCUCUUUAUUGUGGUCAUAGGAUCGCAGGCGCCUUGCCGGACAUCCCCCCCCUCCUCAAUGGCUCGCUCUGGAUUUCUCACAGGAAUGGCGUUCUUUGCUGUGGCUCACAUCUCCUAUAUCUGUGCGUUCGGCUGGUCUCCGCUCAAUCCUUUCCCGCUGGCUGUCAUCCUGCCCGUGGAAGGCUUGAUCUUCUUCACCGUUCUACUGCCAGAGCUGCCCGGGCUGCUGGUCUACCUGAUUCCCCUCUACAUACUGCUGCUGGGCACCAUGGUGUGGCGCUCCCUGGUUGUGCCACUGCCCAGGGAUGCGUGGUUGUUUGCUGCCACGGGGGGCGUGUCCUUUAUGGUGUCCGACACGGCCCUGGCUAUUGACAAGUUCUGCACUCCACUGCCCUACGCAGAGGCCGUGAUAAUGGGGACUUACUACCUCGCCCAAAUCCUGCUCACUCUGUCCGCCACCGAUGGGACAGAGCAACACAGGGAGCCCAGAAAGAAAAAACACUAAUGGCCGUUUUUUGGUUAUGUCAAAUAAAAAAUUUCAACAGACAUAAAAGAA
Molecule: messenger RNA, 878 nt
Organism: Acipenser ruthenus (sterlet)
Lineage: Eukaryota; Metazoa; Chordata; Actinopteri; Acipenseriformes; Acipenseridae
Product: lysoplasmalogenase-like protein TMEM86A
Exons: 3
Coding region: 135-827 (230 amino acids)
Cellular component (GO): membrane
Source: RefSeq, a predicted model, not a curated record